AUGGAAAAACCACUACCCUUGAUCACAGCAUGUGGUGACGGACGCAAGUUUACCAUCAACGAGGAAGCGAAAAAAUGCCUGCUGAGCAUAGACAAACCGGUGUCCGUAGUAGCCAUCGUCGGAAAGUGCCGCACUGGCAAGUCGUACUUGAUGAACAGGCUUUACGGCAAGAACUCUGGGUUUGAUCUGGGCAGCACGGUCCAGUCUAAAACCAAGGGGAUCUGGAUCUGGGCCCGGCCCCACCCCGGGGAUAGCAACAGGUAUCUCUUGCUGAUGGACACCGAGGGUCUUCAUAGCGUGGAAAGGGGGAACGUUACCUAUGACAAUCAACUCUUCACUCUGGCCGUUCUCCUUUGCAACUGCUUCGUCUACAACAGCCAAGGAACUAUAGAUGACAAUGCCCUCAGAAAUUUACAUUUGGUGGUGGAAUUGACAGAGCAUAUAAAAGGUCAGGCCGGAACUAACGGCAGAAUCGAGGAGACGGGGGUAACAUUCAACACGUACUUUCCGCAAUUCAUAUGGGUUGUACGUGACUUCGCCCUUCAGCUUGAAAUCGACGGAAGAGCAUGUACCUCUGACGAGUACCUUGAGCACGCCUUGCAACAGAAAACCGGCAAGAGCGGAGCCAUUUUUGAUCCCAACGCCCUAAGGGAGUGCAUCCGGAAUUUCUUUCCUCAAAGAAAGUGCUUCACCCUUCAAAAGCCAGUCGACGAUGACAAGUUGCUACGCCGACUGGACCAAGCCAAAGAUAGUGAUAUUAAGCCAGAAUUCCUGAAGGAGGCCCAGAGGUUUUGUGACGUGGUCUUGGAUGACAGGGGUGGUUUUAAAGUGCAGGGGAAUACAAUAAACGGCAGAAGGUACGUAGAAUUGGCAGAAACAUACGUGCAAGCCAUCAACUCAGGUGCCGUGCCAUGUAUUGGUACCGCAGUGGAGACCAUGAUGCAGGUGGAGUGCCAGAGGGCCUUGGAGGAGAGUGUGAAACACUACAGAAAAACGAUGGAGAAUAACACUGUACCAAACAUGCCUCUUUUUGUGCAUGAGCUAUCAAGCCUCCACAAGCAGGCCAAUGAGGAAACCCUCGGUGUUUAUAAGGGUAUAGCUGUAUUUGAUGCCGAAGGAAAUUACCAAACAAAACUAGAAGAACAGCUGCUGGCUAUCUAUGAUGAAUAUGUGCAGAACAACAUAGAAGCUUCAAGGAGAAAAUGCAAAUCCAUCUUGCAAAACGCGUAUUCCAAUAUUGCCAGCAAGAUCCAGGCUGGUCACUACACAGGCGCAGGAGGGUACGAGGAGUACCAAGCGGACUAUCAGAAAUUAAAAGAGAUAUACGCCAACACAGAGAGAAAGGGUCCAUGCGCUGACGAGGAACUGGAAUGCUUCAAUGAAGACAAGAAAAGUGAGGGGAAGGCGAUCAUGGCUGUUGAUAAGGCGAUGUCACAAAAGGAGAAGGACCUUGCAGACGCCAGAGAAAAGCAACAACAAGAAGCAUUGAGGGCAAAACUACUGGAACAGCAACAACUGCAGCUACAACAAGAACUUGUCGACAAAGAGAAGAGCAACCUCGCCAUGAUGCAAAAAGUCCAAGCCGAAUUUGAUAAGAAAAUUCGGGCCACUCAGGAGCGCCAUGAGAAGGACGUGCAGGGUAAGGAAGAAGAACACCAGCGCCUCUUACGGGAGGGCCUACGCACUCAGGCAGCACAGCACAAGGAAAAACUGGAUGUGUUUAAAGAGAACCAGAGGGAGCUUCAGGAAAAAUAUCAGCUGCAGAUUGCCAAGUUGGGCCAAGAAAUUAGGGAAAACCCACCUAAAAGUGACGAAGGCAUCGUAGAAUUUUGUGCACAAUUACUUGGAGGACUUGCUUCAGGAUUUUUAGAGGGCGUUGGAGAAUCCUUGAUGAAGAAAUUUGUCAGAGAAAUCGUGGCAAACCUACCUUUAAGUGGCAAAGGUAUAUCAUGUGUUAUUGGAAAAGUGAUAGAACAAAUGGCACCCCAAUUUCUAUCUAAUAUUCUUCAACCAGAAGCUUGGUCAUACGACCUUAUAAAGCUGUUUUUAGGUCAACUAAUUAAAGAACUUACACUAGGCCUUCUAGGGAGGGUUGGAGAAUCCUUGUUGAAGAAACUUUUCGGAGAAAUCGUGGCAAAAAUACCUUUCGAUGGCAGAGGUAUAUCCUGUGUUAUUGGAGAAGUGAUAGAGCAAAUGGCAUCCCAUGUUGUAUUUAAUAUUUUUCAACCAGGAGAAGCAUUGUCACGCAACUUCAUUAAGCAAUUUUUGGGUCAACUGAUUGGAGGACUUGGACUAGGCAUUUUAGUGGAGGUUGGAGCAUACUUGUGGAAGAACCUUACAAGGGAAAUUAUGGCAAACCUACCUUUAAGUGGCGGAGGUGUUGUCCGUGCUACUGGAGAAGUGAUAGGAAAAAUAGCAAUCUUAGUUAUAUUCAAGAAAUUCUUUUAA
Messenger RNA from Lingula anatina, 2448 nucleotides. RefSeq names its product guanylate-binding protein 1. The record is from RefSeq and is a predicted model, not a curated record. Lineage: Eukaryota; Metazoa; Brachiopoda; Lingulata; Lingulida; Lingulidae. Gene Ontology annotation, molecular function: GTPase activity; GTP binding.